Schistosoma margrebowiei is the source of this 237-nucleotide messenger RNA. Lineage: Eukaryota; Metazoa; Platyhelminthes; Trematoda; Strigeidida; Schistosomatidae. The record is from the annotation of a GenBank genome assembly.
AUGAGUAGCUGGUUCACCGACACUGCUUCUUUAGCUAGUCCUAUGUUGAGAGCAAGUUCUCAGGAUUCAGUGGCGGGUAGAUCUAUUCGAGUUUUCCAAGUGCUAGGUUUAUUUCGAGCAGAAUUUACGAGGACACUCCAAAAAACUUCACAAGCCCGGAACGAAUUAGUUUGUCCCAUACUAAUCGCUGUGGUAAACCCACCUGUCACUUUUCAAAUAAGGAUAUUCUGCAGAUAG